Halteromyces radiatus is the source of this 1539-nucleotide messenger RNA. Its product is annotated as P-loop containing nucleoside triphosphate hydrolase protein. The record is from RefSeq and is a predicted model, not a curated record. NCBI's taxonomy places the organism in Eukaryota, Fungi, Mucoromycota, Mucoromycetes, Mucorales, Cunninghamellaceae. Gene Ontology annotation, cellular component: nucleus. The transcript has 4 exons. The coding region runs from base 1 to 1539 and encodes 512 amino acids. Gene Ontology annotation, molecular function: RNA binding; ATP binding; RNA helicase activity.
AUGGCUACCUCACAAACUGAUUGGAAUCCAUCAACAAUACCUUGGUUAAAAACUCUAGAUGAACCUGUGAACAAAAAGGAAUCUGGUCGAGGUGAAUGGAAAGAUGGACAACAUGUGAUAGCAGAACGGGAUCCUGAAAUUGAAAAGAAACUCUUUGGUGAAAAGGAUGCGGAUUUUGUACACUCUGGUAUCAACUUUGAUCAAUAUGACAAUAUACCUGUGAAAGUGGAAGAUGACACUGUUUUUGAAGCAAUGAAUACCUUCACUAGUCCUCCUCUUAAUGUUCAUCUACUUUCCAACAUCAAAUUGGCAAAAUAUUCCACUCCUACACCGGUUCAAAAGUACUCUGUUCCUAUUGUAUUGGCUGACCGUGAUCUAAUGGCUUGUGCUCAAACAGGUUCUGGAAAAACGGCAGGAUUCCUCUUUCCAAUGCUUACAAAGUUAUUCAAUCAAGGUCCUCGAGAAAUAAUGGGAAACAAAAAGAAAGAUAGUCGCAAAGCUUAUCCUGAAGUCCUUAUUUUGGCUCCUACUCGUGAACUUGCUUCUCAAAUAUAUGGGGAAACCAAGAAAUUUGCUUAUCGAUCCUUUGUUCGUCCUUGUGUUGCUUAUGGUGGUGCAGAUAUCAGUCAACAGCUUCGAUUAUUAGGUCGUGGGUGCCAAGUACUUGUAGCAACUCCUGGUCGUUUAGUGGAUAUUCUUGAACGUAGACGUGUAUCUCUUAGUAACAUACAAUAUCUUGUUUUGGAUGAAGCUGAUCGAAUGUUGGAUAUGGGCUUUGAACCUCAAAUUCGACGUAUUGUACAAGGUGAAGAUAUGCCUGGAGUGACUGAUCGCCAAACUCUAAUGUUCUCUGCUACUUUCCCUAAACCCAUUCAAUCUUUGGCCAAGGAAUUUCUCAAUAAUUAUGUUUUCUUUACAGUUGGUAAAGUUGGUGGUACUUCUGAAAAUAUUACACAACAAAUCCUACUCGUGGAAGGGCAGGACAAACGGAUCAAAUUAAUUGAAACAUUACAAGAAAAUGAACAGAAUGAUGGAUUGACACUUAUUUUUGUGGAAACGAAACGAAUGGCGGAUAGUUUGUGUCAAUAUCUCGUGGAACAAGGGAAGCAAGCAGCAAGUAUUCAUGGUGAUCGAUUGCAAAGAGAACGUGAAGAAGCAUUACAAGCAUUCCGCUCAGGACAAGACCCUAUUCUGGUGGCAACAGCAGUGGCAGCACGUGGAUUAGACAUUCCUAAUGUGACGCAUGUGAUCUCAUUCGAUGUACCCAAAGAUAUUGACGACUAUACUCAUCGUAUUGGAAGAACUGGACGUGCUGGGAACACUGGAUUGGCUACUGCUUUCUUUGAAGAUAGCAAUCGGUUCAUAGCUGCUGAUUUGGUGGAAUUACUGAAGGAAGCAAAGCAAAGUAUCCCUGAUUGGUUACAACAAAUGGCUGAUGAACCUCAACCGGUGAUGGAUGAUUAUGAUCAAUCAACAAGAAGACGACAAAGAAGAUAUGAUGAUGAUAUUGGUGUUAGGAUCAAAAAUCUGAAGUUUUAG